Messenger RNA from Labeo rohita (rohu), 1072 nucleotides. It is a transcript of the gene abitram, whose product is annotated as actin binding transcription modulator. The transcript has 6 exons. Bases 95 to 637 code for a protein of 180 amino acids. Gene Ontology annotation, cellular component: lamellipodium; filopodium tip; dendrite. Gene Ontology annotation, molecular function: actin filament binding; actin monomer binding. The record is from RefSeq and is a predicted model, not a curated record. Gene Ontology annotation, biological process: regulation of filopodium assembly; dendrite morphogenesis; regulation of actin filament polymerization. NCBI's taxonomy places the organism in Eukaryota, Metazoa, Chordata, Actinopteri, Cypriniformes, Cyprinidae.
UUGUCGUCCGGCUUCAAACAUCACUGUUUAGAAAUAAUCAGACUGUAUCACCCUCUCUGAUUUUUUCCUUUUGAUUUAAUUGCUGUUUUAAGUGAUGGAUGCUGACAUGGAUGACAGCGAUAAGAAAGCCCCAUCAGUGAUCGAUCGCUAUUUCACCCGCUGGUAUAGAACUGAUCUGAAAGGAAAAGCAUGUGAGGAUCACUGCAUUCUACAGCACUCCAACAGGAUAUGCGUCAUCACACUUGCAGAGUCUCAUCCUAUCCUUCAGAAUGGGCGAAAAAUCAAAAACAUAAACUACCAGAUCAGUGAUGGAUGCAGCCGUCUGAAGAACAAGGUGUCUGGAAAGUCAAAGCGAGGUGGUCAAUUCCUGACAGAUUUUGCGCCACUGUGUAGAAUAACAUGCACAGAUGAACAGGAGUACACUAUAUUCAGCUGUAUCAGAGGACGUCUCCUAGAAGUAAAUGAAGCCAUUCUGAACAAGCCAGAUCUGUUAUUGGAAAAGCCUUCCACAGAGGGAUACAUUGCAGUUAUAUUACCAAAAUUCGAAGAAAGUAAGAGAGUCACUGAAGGCCUUCUGACCAGAGAACAAUAUGAGGAGGUUCUUGCAAAAAGAAACCAACAAGAAGAGCCUUGCUGAGAUCAACUUACACUUCGAAGCUGCUGAUUGACUGAGUCUCUUUUGAAGAAUAAUUGCUUCAAGCAGGUGAAAAAACAUCAGUGGCAUCAUGGCUAUGUGCCACUUACAUUUCAAAAAAUAUAUUGAGAAAAUGACAACUUGGAAUGAAGACUAGUCUGCUGGAUCCAGAACAGUCUUGGAUUUCACUGGAGUGCAUUUAGUUGGACCACUAUUCAUGAGAUGCGUAACGAUGCCAGUGUCAUGGGUAUUGUUUAGUUUGUUUCAUUAAGAAGUGUUUUAAUUUGAGAAGUAACAGGUCUGUCCUCACAGACACGUUAUUUCCCUUUUGGUUGCUAUAAAACUGUUUAUAGCUCUAACUUUUUGGAGAUCAUUAUAGUUUGAGUAAAUGCUAAAUAAAGGAACGCCUCCCUUCUGAGCGUAUUCAGAUUCCUCUUA